Messenger RNA from Chironomus riparius, 231 nucleotides. Lineage: Eukaryota; Metazoa; Arthropoda; Insecta; Diptera; Chironomidae. The record is from the annotation of a GenBank genome assembly.
AUGUUAGAAGAACAAGAUCAGUUUAAGUCAAUGUUAGAAGAACAAGAUCAGGUCAAGUCAAUGUUAGAAGAACAAGAUCAGGUCAAGUCAAUGUUAGAAGAACAAGAACAGUUCAAGUCAAUGUUAGAAGAACAAGAUCAGUUUAAUUCAAUAAGAACAAGAUCAGGUCAAGUCAAUGUUAGAAGAACAAGAUCAGUUCAAGUCAAUGUUAGAAGAACAAGAUCAGUUUAA